CAGAAGCACAAGAGCGGCUCAGUGUUGGAAAACGUGUUGAACUAUCGAUGCCAAUCAACCCUGGGCAUAAAUUAGCGGCAAAAGAAGCAUCAAAAUACACAAUCAAAACAUAAGUGGAAUUAAUGCGCUGAUAUUUAUUUACUCCCAAUGGAAUCCAUAAAUUUUAACGAUUUCUCCGUCAAGGAACGUCACGAGAUAAUCACGGCGUUCCUCAUCAAAAUGCGCAAAGCCAAUUCGAUGCACAGCGCCCACAGUUUCUUUCAAUAUUAUCUCAAGCAAUUUUACAAGAUGCCAACCAAACUACUCGACGACAUAAUCUAUUGCCAGCGCGCUAUGAAAAACUAUCUUUCCGUACAUCAGACAAUCACAAAUGUCUUUGCCGGGCAAGCAGACGCCGAUCCCGAGACUAAAAACAAUUACCUACUCGAAAUCGAAGACACUGUGCAUCAGAUCAAUGCAGAGUGCCAAUUUUUGAUGAUUCGUCUAGAAGAGGACAUCGAGAACUUCUGCUUACCCUUCACGGAGCAACAGCUGCAGCCCAACAGCGAUCUGAUCAGCGAAAUGGUCAGUGAAGCUAUUGUCCCGUUGGUCUGCACCAAGAGCCUCUUGCCCUUCAAGCCACAUACCGUCAGAGAGCGGCCCACAGAGAACCAAUUGCUUCGCAAAUACUUCACCAUCGACGCAGACAAGAAGAACUCGUUAGGCACCAAAACGGAGGUCACAAAGCCCACAAAAUCGACAACUAGCGGCAGAAAGAAAGGCGCUGUGAAUGCAGUUGCUUCUGUCGCUCCCUCUGCUCGUGCUCCAGCUGCUCCCCCUGCUCGUGCUCCAGCUGCUCCCCCUGCUCGAGCUGCAGCUCCUCCGGCUGUUGCUCCGCCUAAAUCAAGCAGCAAACAAGCAACAAAGACAACGCCAUCUGAGGAUGCCAGCAAGAGCGAUGCUGUGAAUGCCAGUCGCCUUCAUUUGCAGGCAGCUCUGGAGCGAGCGCGCCUCAAGAAGCAGCAGGUAAACAGCGAGGCCAAAGCACAGAGUCCCAAGGAGUCGUUUCUGCAGUCCUUUGGGCUUUGCACACAGCUGGAGCACAAGCGUAUGCUCCUGGCCCAGGCGCUGAGUCACAAGCGUGUUCGAAAGCCCAUACAAAAUUAGUUAACUCGAUUACAAGUAGGAUUAGAAGUACAAUUAUUAAGUUUGAUAAAGUUUACAAUGUUAGACAGUUAUAUCCGAAAUUAAGAACUGUUAAGUACUUGAC
Molecule: messenger RNA, 1249 nt
Organism: Drosophila arizonae
Lineage: Eukaryota; Metazoa; Arthropoda; Insecta; Diptera; Drosophilidae
Source: RefSeq, a predicted model, not a curated record